Molecule: messenger RNA, 1728 nt
Organism: Apis florea (little honeybee)
Lineage: Eukaryota; Metazoa; Arthropoda; Insecta; Hymenoptera; Apidae
Gene: Or13
Product: odorant receptor 13
Biological process (GO): sensory perception of smell; detection of chemical stimulus involved in sensory perception of smell
Cellular component (GO): plasma membrane
Molecular function (GO): odorant binding; olfactory receptor activity
Source: RefSeq, a predicted model, not a curated record
UCCAAAUAUCUUACAAUUUUCUCAACCCAAACUUUAAUUUCGAUUUUGAAAAAUUAUCAGAAUAUAUAUUAAUCGAAAUAGUUGAAGUUUAUGGAAAAAUAUCAAGGUACAAUUACAAGUUUCUCCAUGGGGUACAAUUGAUGCGAUGCUAGGGAUAUACAGGGAUAAUUCCAAUCAAUUUUCUCAUUCUUUCGUAAAAAUUCAAAUAGCCGUUUCGCAAUCUUUUCAUGCGUCACGAUUAUUCUAAUAACAGCAAUUCGCAUUUGAAUUUGCUUGAACAUAUUUAACAUUUCAUCACACGCAAGCGCAAUGAAGUCUUUGGAAACGAGUAUCAUUUCUUCAACGUUGCCAGUCACGUACGAGCUCUGACUUGAUCGUCGUUAAAAAGGGAAGUCAAUGGGACAACCUUACUCCUUGAAACUCGUGUAUCCGCUUUUGAAAAUAUUAGGCGCGUGGCCAAAAUCCACGCCACCCUCCGUUUUAUCAACGAUACUGAAAUGGUGUUUAAUCUUUACCUGUUAUCUCAUUCAAUUGAUGGUCCUGAUCCCAGGGAUUUUGUACAUUUUUUUGAAAGAAGCGAAUUUGAGCGGGAAAAUUAAAAUGUUUGUCCCGCAUAUGAACGGUAUCACGCAAGUGUGCAAGUAUACGAUUCUCCUACGACAAAUAAAGGAAUUUAAUAUAAUAUUAAAAGAGGUGAGGAGAGAUUACUCGUUGGCCACCGACAAAAAUAUGUGGAUUUUCACCACAAGGGCGUGCAUAGGACACAAGAUGAUGAUAGCAAUAGCGAUCACUAUGUACACUUCUGGUGUCGGUUAUCGGAUGAUUCUUCCAUUCUUGAAAGGAAGAAUUCUUCUACCGGACAACACGACUGUAAGAUUGCUACCCUGUCCCGGUUACUACAUGUUCUUCAACGAACAAGUUACACCGAAUUACGAGAUUAUUUUUAUCAUCCAAGUUCUCGGUGGAUUUCUCAACUAUACUACUCUGUGCGGUACUACGGGAAUUAGUACGAUGCUUUGUCUACACACGUGCAGUUUAUUGAAGAUAUUAAUAAACAAGAUGAACGAUCUUACCUGUCAGUCUGAUGAUUGCGAGACAGUUGUGCGUAAGAAGCUCGCGGAUAUUGUUGAGUAUCAGAUGAAGAUUAUAGACUUUUUAAAUCACGUCGAACAGCUCACGUCUUAUCUUUAUUUUUGCGAAAUUCUCGAAUACGUGUGUGGAGCUUGCGUGAUCGGAUACUGCCUUAUCACGGAAUGGGAGAACAGUAACGGUGCAGCUUUAAUAGUUUAUUUUAUUUUGGAGUUUCUUUGUAUAUUUUGCACCUUAACGAUUUGUUACAUUGGUCAACUUCUCAUCGACGAAAGCGAUAGAGUCAGACGGAUAUCUAUAACAUUGGAUUGGUAUCGGUUACCUGUGAAUGAAGCGCGUGGCUUGAUACUGAUUAUUAUUAUGUCGAAUUAUCCAAUAAAAGUCACAGCUGGCAAAAUUGUAGACAUAUCGUUGAUCACGUUCACCGAUAUCGUAAAGACAUCUGUAGGAUAUUUGAACAUAUUACGAACAGUUGUUUAAGCUCAUUUUUUGGAACAAAUACAUGCGAUACAACAGAAAGCAGUCGACUGAGAUAAUUUUCAUUAUUAUUGUCAUAUUUUUAUUUUCUUCUACUUUUUUUACAGAACUUUGCGUGUAACUUUCCCCUCGCGUAUAGAACCCUUUCACAUUUACUUCUAC